AUGCACACCCGCGUGUUGGCUGUUUCUCCAGCCGCAAUCAAAUACCCCCCCCAUGAUCCUACCACACAAACUCCAAUAAUCGACCCCAACUCAGAUACCUAUGCAAACCUUCAAGAAGCUGUUGCUGUCAUCAAAUCUUCUUCUUCUUCUUCUUCUUCUAAUACUACAAAUACCCAACCCUUGGUCGCGUUCCCCACAGAAACUGUCUACGGACUCGGCGCAGAUGCACGAAACGACAAUGCAGUGCGAGCAAUCUAUGCUGCCAAAAAUAGACCCGCUGAUAACCCUCUCAUUGUUCAUGUCUCGAGUCUUGCUCAACUUGAACGCAUCUCCGGUGGCCCUCUCCCUGAAAUCUAUGUCCCCAUAGUAAAGGCCUUUUGGCCAGGCCCCCUUACAAUUGUUCUCCCAGUUCCAACAACUUCUCAAAAUUCAGUAUCGCCAUUGUGCACUCAUGGCCAAAAAACUUUUGCAGUUCGUAUGCCAAACCAUCCAGUAGCACGGGCCCUCAUUGCUCUAUCCGAUACCCCGUUGGCCGCUCCAUCGGCAAACCUUUCUACUAGACCCUCACCCACUUCUGCAAGCCAUGUUUAUGCAGACCUUCACGAUCGCAUUCCUCUCAUUCUUGAUGGAGGCCCCUGUGAUGUUGGUGUCGAAAGUACUGUUGUUGACGGUACUGUUUCUCCGCCAAAACUUCUUCGUCCUGGAGGCAUUUCCGUCGAACAAAUCCGUCAACAAGGUGGUCCUCUUUGGCAGUCCAUUGUUGUUGGAUCCCCAGAUACAAGCCCAGAACAAGUCCCACGCACUCCUGGAAUGAAGUACAAGCAUUAUUCUCCAUCGUGUCCCGUAUACCUUUUCAUUGACUGUCCUGAUGGUGCUCAAGCUGUCCGUGAAACUCUUCUUACUCAAAAUAAUCAAAAUCAAAAUCAAGAUCAAGAUCAAAAUAAAAAUCAAAAUCAAAUCAAACUCCCCCAGGGAAAAAUCGCAAUUCUCACAACAUACCACUUUGAUCCCAAAGCUAUUGAACAAACUUUGGCUCCCACAGAAACCGUAUCAAGAUCCUUAGGUGUUACCGGUGCUGAUAUUUCUCGUAACCUUUUUUCGGAACUUCGCCAUCUUGAAAAAACUUCAGGUGCUGCCGCAAUCAUUGUUGAAGGUGUUCCUCUCGCCAACGAGGGCCUGGCCAUUAUGAAUCGUUUAACAAAAGCUGCCUCCCACAUUUUUCGCAAAGUGGGAUCCCAAUAUAUUAUAGAAAAGUAG
This is a messenger RNA of Magnusiomyces paraingens, 1257 nucleotides long. RefSeq lists its product as uncharacterized. The transcript has a single exon. The record is from RefSeq and is a predicted model, not a curated record. Gene Ontology annotation, molecular function: tRNA binding; nucleotidyltransferase activity; double-stranded RNA binding. Gene Ontology annotation, cellular component: cytoplasm. Gene Ontology annotation, biological process: regulation of translational fidelity. The coding region runs from base 1 to 1257 and encodes 418 amino acids. NCBI's taxonomy places the organism in Eukaryota, Fungi, Ascomycota, Dipodascomycetes, Dipodascales, Dipodascaceae.